GUUCGUAUAAAAUUUUUGUACAUUUGGUCCUUAAAGGGUUAAAGGGUUAUGACAUUCUAGAGAUCGAAAAAAUAGGUGUUUUUUGAGAAUUUUUUUUAAAGCAAACCACGAAGGCAAUCACAAUUAUGAUCUGAGGAGUUUAUUGUACAUUUGUUAAAGUGUAAAAAUUAUAAAUAUUAUAAAAUUUUAUUGAAAUUUGUGGCGCUGAUUUUUCUAAUCUGGUUUUUGGCGCGAAGGGUCAGUAUAGUUUCCAAUUAUCAUUAUUUCCAUUCAACUUGAAUUCUCCCGCGCUUCUUGUAUGCGUAAAAAAGCAGAUUUACAUUAUGGUCACAACUGAAAAGAUAUUUUCGUUCUUCAUAAUCAGUUGACGUGUUGCGCAAAAUAUCGGCACUACUUUUUAAAUCGUGCAAAAAAUAAAAAAUACUUUUAAUAAUAUAUCAAAGUGUAAUUAGCAUUAAAUUUUUUUAGUUUUCACUCUCAGCCUUAAAGCAGUUUUACGUAGAAGGAAGUGAAGUCAUUUCAUCCUCUAAUCUACAUUAAACAGCAGCGAAAAAAAAUAAUACUCAAAUCAUAUCAGGAAAGGCUACUUUCGAAUUUUUGAAAAUGUUCAGCGAAUACGAUUUAAUGACAUUGAGGAAGGCGCUCGAAGACUCUGCACAGUACAUGACAAGGGAAGUUAAAGACGAACAUGUGGCGAUCUGCAUCGGAGCAACAAGAGCUGGGAAAAGUACACUAAUUAAUUACUUAAUAGGCAACAAACUGAAAGCCGUGCGAGUGACGCGGGUUCAGCCAGUGACAAUAGUCAAAGCAGACAAUGAAUCAAGUGGACCGGAAAUUGGUGCUGGAUCGACAUCAAAAACCACAAUACCCACAAGGUGGACAUCGAAUAAUUUACCCGACCUAGUCAUCUGGGACGCUCCCGGCUUUGACGACAACAGAGGAGCAGUGCAAGACAUCACCAAUGCAUUUUAUCUCUACCAAUUGGUGCAGAACGUUAAAUCUCUAAAAGUCGUUUUAGUUGUCGACAUCAAUGACAUUCUUCACGAUAAUAUCAAACAUUUCCUCACAGUCUUGAAAGCUGUCGAAAGUCUAUUGGGCAGCAGAAUGAAGUCACUAUUCUCAGCGAUUUCAGUAAUUUUCACAAAGGUGCCAAAUACUCUCGAAGAUAUUCCCGUUGACAUGCAAUUUAUAAACGAAAAAUUAACAUACCAAUUUCUAUCCAGCAACGACUUGGAAUUAUCACAAGUUUCCGUAGACUUUGUUCGGUAUUUAAUGGCAAACAACAAUCAAGUAGCUUUCUUUAAAAGAACUCAAGUCGCUGAUGUCACUUCAGCCAUUGAUGUAAAUAUUUUUCCCGUCAUUAAAAAUUCCGCAAGCAUUCUAAGAACCACUCUUCAAGAACUACGUCCUAGCAUUUCAGAAUCCUCGAAGCUCUCCUUAUUCCACGGCAGGGAGAAAUUAAUCUCAAAGACAUCAUUCACUGAUUUGGAAAACGCAAUCAGUGCUUUAUGUCAGAUCAAGAUACAAGAAGUAGAAUCGUUGGUAAACAAUAAUCCUGAAACAGAGCAGAAAAUAAUGAAUCUCAAGAGAAAGCUAACUAUUAUUGAAUCAAAAUUAAUGAAUGCCAUUCUUUACGAAGUUGAUUUUUUCAAAAAACUGGAAAUUCUCGAAUCAAUUGAUAUUGAAAUUAAAAUCAAAAUAAUUGAGCAUAACUUGAUAGAUAAAAUUAAACUCAUGGGAUUUGUUGAUAAAUUAUUGGACCUCGAAGAACUUACGAUAUUGGCACUCAAUGUUCAAAGUGUUUUAUUGUCAUCAGUUUCAAAAGUGAAAGAGGCGAUUUCUUUAACAAGUGUAAAAUUAGGCGAAAUAACACAUCAAAAGCAUAUGGAAGAUAUGCAACAAGAACAGGAAAGACACAAUAAUGAAAUUAAGGAUUUAGAGAAAAAAAUACAAGAAUUAACUGCCUCGAAUGAUAAAAAAAAGGGUUUUUUCAAGACUCUUUUCAAGACUGUUACCAAACCUAUCAAAGAUGUCUGUAAUUUUGUUGAUGAUGUUUUAGAUAAAGCUUUUAAAUCGUAAAAAAGUAUUAUUUAAAAACUAUUCUUUACAAAAUUCUAUGAUUCUAAGAAUUACUCAAUGAAAUAAUCAUCAAAAAUAUGUAAAGUACGUUUUAUUGCAUGAGUAUUGAUGUCUAAAAUAAUUUUUUUUAAUAAAAUUUAAUUACAACGGUUGUACAGCAUUUUAUUCGAAGAAGGCUUCUUUUUUUACAUAAAAAAUGUUAAACUGCAUAGGACUAGGCAAAGAGCUGUAAGCAUCAGGAAAAUACAAACUUUUUUCAAUAAAUCGUAAAAAAAAUUUCUAAUUUUUCGCUUAAAAAUAUAUAAAAAUCACCAAUUCCUUUUCCUGUAUUUUUUCUGUAAUCUACACGUGAAAAUAAAUAAAAAUACCCAACGCCAGUCCAGUAUAUUAAGAAUUAUGAGAACUAGCAAGAUUAAAAUUAUUAUUAAAAAUUUUAAUUUUUCAUUGAAAACACCAUGAAGAUGAAUUCUAAUCAUUUUCGCUAUAUUUGUGCUGUAAUUUACGCGUGAAAAUACAUAAAUUCGCCAAUUCCACGAAUAACGAGGCGCGAAGCAUUGCACACUUCCCUAGUAGAAAUUUGUCGUGGCAUGACUAGAUUUAUUCAAGUUACUGUACAGUUUUAGUCAUGGAAGUUUAAUCUAGCUUAACUGGC
This is a messenger RNA of Leptopilina heterotoma, 2731 nucleotides long. RefSeq lists its product as uncharacterized. Gene Ontology annotation, molecular function: GTP binding. The transcript is spliced from 2 exons. Lineage: Eukaryota; Metazoa; Arthropoda; Insecta; Hymenoptera; Figitidae. The coding region runs from base 604 to 2079 and encodes 491 amino acids. The record is from RefSeq and is a predicted model, not a curated record.